Molecule: messenger RNA, 3924 nt
Organism: Hemicordylus capensis (graceful crag lizard)
Lineage: Eukaryota; Metazoa; Chordata; Lepidosauria; Squamata; Cordylidae
Gene: NAGPA
Product: N-acetylglucosamine-1-phosphodiester alpha-N-acetylglucosaminidase
Exons: 11
Coding region: 2-1846 (614 amino acids)
Source: RefSeq, a predicted model, not a curated record
UAUGGCGGCCUCCAUGGAGGAGCUGGGACGUGUACUUGGCCGGCGGCGGCGAACGGCGGUUUGGGCUGCUGUCUCCUUUGCGCUGCUCCGCUACGUCCUGGGGGCAGAAGGCCAUGCUAUGGACAGGACUUCAUUAAAUGACGAUCAGCUUCUGCCGUAUCGUCCUCCCCAACACGGACCUCGGCACCGCCUCCGAUCCAUCCGAGACUGCCACGCUCUUCUGCACGGCAAUGCAACUCACGAGACCUGGCCUAGCGACAACAGUAGUGCCCUCCCGCUGGCCGUCACCCGCACGUUUGUGUCUUACUUCCCUCCAGAGGGUCAGAACCACCGAGAGGUCUACGGCCACUUCACGGUGGCAAGCAACCCAUUGCGGACGUUCUCCGUGCUGGAGCCCGGCGGGCAGGGCGGCUGCAGUUCCCGCAGCACCGUGACCGUGGAAGAGACUGCGAGAUUGGGCAAGUGCCUUGUGGCCCAGAACGGGGGCUACUUCGACACGAAGACCGGCGCGUGUCUUGGGAACGUUGUGAGCGAUGGGCAGCUGGUGCAGAGCUCCGGAGGGGUGCAGAAUGCUCAGUUUGGCAUCCGGAAAGACGGCACUCUGGUCUUCGGCUACCUCUCCGAAGAAGAAGUGUUGGCGAAAGAGAAUCCCUUUGUGCAGCUGGUGAGCGGGGUGGUCUGGCUGUUGCGUGAUGGCGAGGUGUACGUGAAUCAGAGCUGGGCCGUGGAGUGCGAGGAGAUCCAAGAAACCGGCACCUUUGAGAGGUUCGUCAGUACGGUGUCUGCCAGAACUGCUGUGGGGCACAACAAACGGGGCCAGCUUGUCUUGGUGCAUGUGGACGGGCAGACGGGCAGCAGAGGCCUCAGCGUCUGGGAAAUGGCUGACUUCCUGAGGCAGCACGGCGUCGUCAAUGCUAUCAACCUGGACGGCGGCGGGUCGGCCACCCUGGUCUUAAACGGCAGCCUGGCCAGUUACCCCUCGGACCACUGCAAAUCAGAUGCCAUGUGGCGCUGUCCUCGGAAUAUUUCCACCGUCGUGUGUGUCCACGAACCUGUCUGCCAGCCUCCGGACUGCAGCGGCCACGGGCAGUGUGUGCGUGGGGAAUGCCGGUGCGACGGAGCGUUCUGGCAAGGGCCGGCUUGCGAUGUCUUGGACUGCGGCCCUUCCAACUGUUCCCUGCACGGGAUGUGUACAGAGACGGGGUGCCUCUGUGAUGCCGGUUGGAUGGGUGCAAACUGCAGCGAAGUGUGUUCCAACAACUCCUACGGGGACGGCUGUGCUCAGAAAUGCCUCUGCCGCAACGGCGGCAAGUGCGACCCUGUGCACGGAUCCUGCACCUGUCCGGCUGGCUACCAAGGUGCCCUCUGUGAAAAAGCCUGCCAGGUGGGACACUACGGACCCAGCUGCCAGCACACCUGUCAGUGCCCAAACCAGUGUCCCUGUGAUCCAAAGACGGGCAGUUGCAACGUCUCUUAUGAGUCUUCCGCGCUGGACGGAUUAGCCAGAGAAAGCCAGUGUCUCCUGAAGGCUGGUCUCAAGGAGGAAUUCAUCUUCAGAGAGAAGACUUGGAUUGGCAUCACAUCAGCCUUGGCUCUGCUGCUUGUGCUCAGCGUGAUAGGAAACGUAAGGUUCCUCUUCUGCAGCUCCCGAGAGGAACGCAAGCGUGGCAGAUAUACCUACUACCCGCUGCAGGACAUGAAUGGGGAGGCCGGCCACGAUUGUCCAUGGGACAAGGAAGACCAAGUGGAGGACGCCUGCGCCCCACCUCAGCCUGUGUCAGCAACGCUGUUCUUACAAGAGAAGCCAGAAGACGCUCUCCGUGGCUCAGAUGUUUGGGCACCAUAGCUGAACAUUCUGGUCGUCUUCCAGUGCAGAACCUGGCUGCUUCUCUUACGGGCCUGUGCUCUCUGAAACGGGCCGCUGUCCUCACAAGUAGGUCUACCCAGGGGAAAGGAGCCUAGGAGAUCCUAGGGUGACGAUCUGAUAUUUUGGUUCCUGAGGUGGAAAAUCCAGCUGCUGACCUCUGGUGGGGGAAAACUAAUACGGACCUAAGACUGCCUUAUGCAAGGUCUGGAAUGCCGCCUUGGCAACGCCAGGGUUAUGCUGCUAAGCAUCUAGGCUAUUCCCAAGGCUAUUCCCUUAUCAGCUUUUGUCCUAAAGAAGCGUGCAAAAAUGUGAAACACACACUGGAACAGAGAACUGCAUUCCGGCAGGCCUCUCCGUGAACGUUUUAGACAUCUGAAAUGUCUUGUCUGCACCAGCUAAACAGAUAGCAACAUUUUCUAGGUGGAUUGAUGGGGAUUUAGGGGACGCUGAGACUCCUCCUGCUGCCAAAUUAGGAAUGAUGGAGAGACAGGCUGCUGGGCUUUCAGUCUGAGAGCGCCCACCAACGCAGCCUUUUAAGUUGAUCUAGCUUCAGGUGCCUUUUUAAGGAUGCGGAGACAAGUGAGAGGUGGCUUAUUACCAUGUAAUAUUUGACAAAGGCAAAACCUCACGUAGAAAGAAUGGAUUUCUUAACCUCUUUCCCCUUAUUGUAAUUUUUUUAAAAAAAUGGUCAUCUGUGCCAUCUAUCUGAGCCCCAUGAGUUAACCAAGGUUUGUUUAAUGACUACUAGCCAAGAGGGCUCUUUUAAAAAAUACUCUAGUGAUGGUGGCUAAAUAGAGCCUCCAGAUUCAGGAGCAGUGUGCCUCUUCAUUCCAGAUGCAAACAGGGGAUAGCCAUCACACCAAGUGGAAACAAUAUCAAACCUACAUAGAUCUGUGGAUGGGUCUAGCCCAGUGGGUACUUAUUUUCUUCUUCGUUUGCUAUACGAACUGCUUUGAACGUUGCUUUUGUUUUAAAAGCAAUGUGUCAAUACUGUAUUCUUAAUCAUAAUGAAGUUGACUCUUAGGCCUUAAUGAAGAUGGCUUAGGCCUUUAACUUAUCACAUCAGAAUUUUUAAGUAUUUUGAAAGAUGUAGAUUUACUUCAAGAAGGUCAGCAGCCUUCCAGUUAAUUUAUUUUAAAGUUUUUAGGCCUGUCUGAGCCAGAAUAUUUAAAUCUCUUGGUUCCCUUCACACCUCUUUUUGUACUGACUGCCAAAGACUGCGGGUUGUGCCACACUUGAACCAUGUGUCUAUGUAUAUAUUUCGGAAUCUAUUUUAUUACCUCUAAUAACUUUUAUGAAAGGCUUGAACAAACCUGGUCUGAAGGAAUCAGCUUUUUAUUGGGUAUAUCCAGUUUUGUAUUCCUGGAAUCAUCCUUUGAUCAGUGGUGAGUUAGUGGGCAAAGAAGGGAAAACAUGGUAAUUUCAUGCCAGGAUAGGGGGAAAUGUGUCUCCUUCACCUUUCUGCUAAGAGGAAACAGUAUUCCUAGCUUAACUUGCAGUAUCUGAUAAAUAGAGGGGAAUUAUUUCAUUCCCUUUCUGCUUCUGAAGCUUUAAGGUAAGAUCUUAAGAUCACAUCCUCCUCUUGCUGUAUUAUGUAUGUCUUUGUCUUGACCUUUUUUAAAGCUAGAAAAAUCAAUCUAGAUAGUUUCAAGCUACUGUUUCCAUUACAAAAAUAACCUACAAAUUAAUCCUACAUGUUCCCACUGGCAAGAGAACAUCUGCUGUGAAUGUUUAAUGCUGUGAAUGUGUAAAUGUUUAGUGCCAUACUUACCAAAAAUUCAUCAAUACCAAUCAGAAUUCUUAGAUAUAGCUUCUGAUUCCGUUACUGGAAAAGUGAUACCAUGCCCGAUUCCUUGGAAUUGCCCACUCAGACGACUCAUUCCCCUGGCUAAAGGGCUGUAUGCACACACAUAUAUUCACCCACCCUCUUACUGAAAAAUGCAGGGAUCAAAAAGGUGCAUAAAAACACACUCGUUUAUUAGGAAUCAAAACUUAAACACAAGCAGACCAGUUUUCUUCUCUUCCAGCUUGUAAUAAAUUACAAAUGACAAAAGCAA